ACUUGCCCUUGUAUCUCCGCCUUCUCUUUCUGCAGGAAACUUUAUUUCCUACUUCUGCACACCAAGUUUCUACCUCCAGAUCUGCUUGGCUGUGUUGCUGACAAGCCUGACACACCAGUGCUGCCGGGAAGAAACCAUCCUCCGGACAGAGGAAAAUGGGUGACAAGGAAACAUUUCCCAACUUCAUGUACAAUGUGCUGUCCACAUCUCGUUUUUUCACAAGGAAUAUCAAGGAGAACCAUGAAGAGGCCACCACCAGUUAUGACUAUGAUUAUGGCGCACCCUGCUAUAAAACUGAUGUGAAACAAAUUGCCGCCCAGCUCCUGCCACCUCUCUACUCGCUGGUGUUCAUCUUUGGGCUUGUGGGCAACUUGCUGGUUGUCCUUAUCCUGAUAAACUGCAAAAAGCUGAAGAGCAUGACUGACAUCUACCUGCUGAAUUUGGCCAUCUCUGACCUGCUUUUUCUUUUUACUCUCCCAUGGUGGGCCCACCAUGCUGCAAAUGAGUGGGUCUUGGGGAAUGCAAUGUGUAAAUUAUUCACAGGACUGUAUCACAUUGGUUAUUUUGGAGGAAUCUUUUUCAUCAUCCUCCUGACAAUGGAUAGGUACCUGGCUAUCGUCCAUGCUGUGUUUGCCUUAAAAGCCAGGACGGUCACCUUCGGGGUGGUGACAAGUGUGCUCACCUGGGUAGUGGCUGUGCUUGCCUCUCUCCCAGGGAUCGUCUUCACCAGAUCCCAGAAGGAAGUCUCCGAUUACACCUGCGGCCCUUAUUUUCCACCAAAAUGGAAGAGUUUCCAGACAAUAAUGAGGAACAUCUUGGGUCUGGUCCUGCCCCUGCUCGUCAUGGUCAUCUGCUACUCGGGAAUCCUGAAAACGCUGCUCCGGUGCCGAAACGAGAAGAAGAAGCACAAGGCCGUGAGGCUCAUUUUUGCCAUCAUGAUCGUUUACUUUCUUUUCUGGGCUCCCUACAACAUCAUCCUUCUCCUGAGCACCUUCCAGGAGUUCUUUAACUUGAGUAACUGUGAGAGUGCCAGCCAACUGGACCAAGCCAUGCAGGUCACAGAGACACUGGGGAUGACGCACUGCUGCAUCAACCCAGUCAUCUAUGCCUUUGUGGGUGAGAAGUUCAGGAGGUAUCUCUCUGUGUUCUUCCGAAAGCACAUCGCCAAACGCCUCUGCAAACACUGUCCGGUUUUCUAUAGGGAGACGGCUGAUCGAGCAAGUUCAACAUACACCCCAUCCACUGGGGAGCAGGAAGUCUCGGCUGGUUUAUAAAAUAUGUAGUAAUUUCUUGCUGUUUUUAAAGGAAGAGAAAUAAACUACUCUGGGGGAAGACGAUUUAUAUAUAAUAACAAUCUUUAAGGGUUUGUUGAAGAAUAAAGGACUGUAAAGCAGGUGCCCAGGGACCUCUGCACUGUGUGUCCCAAGGCAGACCAUGUCACUCCUUGUAUAUAGCUCAUGUGUUCAGGGGAUGUUCCAUAAAAACUGUGGCUAGAGGCUAACUCUCCAACAAGCUUAUCUCAGUUCCUGGAAAGUGCAUGUGCUCUUUGUGCCCAAGUGCAUAUGCUCCUCUCUUUGUACAUAUGCUCUUUUUCCAGUCUCCACCAUGUCUUCCUUAGCUCUGUUUCUGUCUCAUGUAAUUGGGGGCCCAGCUGGAGAUCAGGGGGAGGAUGAGACGCUCACAGGGUAAAAGGGAAUGAGGGUGGGGGGGGUCAGGGCCCAGUGAGAGGAGGAGGGAGAUGGGAGACCGGCUUAGCCAGGAUCAGUAUGAAGGUAAAGGGUUCACUCAUCACCAGGAAAUCGUGCUGGCCCUUAGCCCUUUUCUACCCUCAGAAUUUAACUUUGAAGUCUUUGCCACAUCAUGGAGAGCUUGGGAACUGUCAUAACUUUCUGGGAGCUUUGGUUGAGUCCCGUGAUUCUCUUCUGUGUAAUUGCAUGAUAUAUUUUUGCCUUUAUUAUGAUUUAUAUAUGACAAACACAUACUCUACAUUUGAAAUCCAUUAAAUAUCCCGUCUCAUUAUUCACAUGCUUGUUAAGUCACAUCUCCCUAUAUAAAAAUGUAUAAAAUUUUAAAAAUAAAAUAUUCAUAGCCAAUGAUCAACUGGAAAAAAAAAAAAAAAGCCCUUGCUUAGUCAUUCCAGGGAAAGAGGAAGGUUGGAGGUAGAGCUUAUGAGAAGGAGGUGGAGAAUGACGAGUUCACCUGUCGAGGGCAGAGAGGCCAUUGUGAGAGGCCAGUGGGGUGAGGGAAACCACAGCAGGAAUGUUUCCAGAAUCAGCCAAGGGGGGAGAAUAGGAUGCACCAGAAUGUUGCGAAGGCCUGGUAUUUCUCGAUCCAGGUGGUGCUUGUUUCAUGGUUGCCACUUCCUGCCUUCCGGCUCUCCGUGUCCCUGAAUUUCCCCGCAGGCUUUAGCAUAUAACCCUGGGCGGUAGGAUUGCCCUAUUCCAAAAACCAGUUGGUAGAGGUCCAAGAGAGCAAACCAGGAGAGAAUGUAAAGGAAGCUGCAAGGCAAGAUCCCUUGAGAGCCUGGGAGAGGAAAAAUCAGUCAGUAAGUCCUGGGGCAAAGAAGGAGCCUGGAGAUGUAACUGACAGAAGGCCCCGCAUUGGAAUUGACUUACUAAUCACAUAUCGGGCCUGUGAAUCUCAGUGUCUAAGUUAGCAGGCAGAAGGGUCUAGAUGAGGAAGACUAGCUAGCCUGGAAAAAAACAAAAGUUUUCCAAACUACCCUCCAGCACCUCACUUUUGGAUACAGCCAUUGA
Messenger RNA from Choloepus didactylus (southern two-toed sloth), 2756 nucleotides. It is a transcript of the gene CCR2, whose product is annotated as C-C motif chemokine receptor 2. Lineage: Eukaryota; Metazoa; Chordata; Mammalia; Pilosa; Megalonychidae. Gene Ontology annotation, biological process: chemotaxis; G protein-coupled receptor signaling pathway; immune response. Gene Ontology annotation, molecular function: C-C chemokine receptor activity. Bases 156 to 1274 code for a protein of 372 amino acids. The record is from RefSeq and is a predicted model, not a curated record. The transcript is spliced from 2 exons. Gene Ontology annotation, cellular component: membrane; cytoplasm.